Messenger RNA from Sesamum indicum (sesame), 962 nucleotides. RefSeq lists its product as uncharacterized. Lineage: Eukaryota; Viridiplantae; Streptophyta; Magnoliopsida; Lamiales; Pedaliaceae. The record is from RefSeq and is a predicted model, not a curated record.
CGGAUACAUACAAACGCAUAUGCUAUUUUUAUUGAUUGAUUGGCGAUGAUGAUAUACUCUCUGUAAUCUUUUCGGAAGAGUGCGAGUAAUUUGAUUCCCACAGGAAUUCCGACACUUGUUUGCCUCUUUGAAGUUUGAAUUUUUCAGUUGUUACACUCUCUGACCUUUUCUUUUCCUGCAUUUACUCAUCAUUGUUGUUUGGGGGAGAGAGAGAGAGUGAGUGAGAGAGAGAGGAAGUGUGGUUCUAGGAGGAGUCUGUGAUCUUCGAGGGAAAGGAAGAACAGCGUAUCUGUAAUUUGAAGAAAAAUCCGAGAGUUUUGCUGUUAACAGAUGGAAGAUCGCAAGGAGAGACAAGCACCAUGGCUAUCUGUGCCGCAAUUUGGGGACUGGGACCAAAAGGGAGUGUUGCCCGACUACUCCAUGGAUUUCUCGAAAAUCAGAGAAAUGAGGAAGCAGAACAAGAGGGAACCAUCAAGAGCUAGUCUCGGCAAUGAGGAAGAGCUCAUUGCUCCAACUGCAAGAAGCUCCGCCAAUGCCCACAAUGAUCAUCAUGACUAUCAUCAGAAUCACUCUCCAACGGCAAGGAGGAGCAUCUUCAGCUACUUCAACUGCUGCGUCAAAGCCUGACUGCGAAUUGACCAACUUGCUGUAGUUUAUGAUAUCUGUAAUUCAAAUUGAGACGUUCCGAUUGUUCUUGACAAAGUUAUGCUGAAAUAGGCAUCGAUCCGGUGGUUGUCCAUUUAUGCGUAGCUAGUCGUUGUCGUCGUCGUCGCUGCUCUUGGCUUGUUUAAGUGCCUGCUAGGCUUGUUGAUAAAUGGUAACAAACAGAGACCACUGCUGUUUUCUUGCAUAAUGUGGAAAUUUUUAAUCAAGUUUGAGCAUAUUUGAUAAUCUAUUGCUAUGUUCCACAUUGUUCAGUUGAAUGAUGUAAUCUUUUAAUUAAUUUACUGUAUUGAUUUUUU